Molecule: messenger RNA, 3542 nt
Organism: Cicer arietinum (chickpea)
Lineage: Eukaryota; Viridiplantae; Streptophyta; Magnoliopsida; Fabales; Fabaceae
Product: structural maintenance of chromosomes protein 6A-like
Biological process (GO): chromosome organization; double-strand break repair via homologous recombination
Cellular component (GO): Smc5-Smc6 complex; nucleus; site of double-strand break
Molecular function (GO): single-stranded DNA binding; damaged DNA binding; ATP binding
Source: RefSeq, a predicted model, not a curated record
UUUAUAUUUUAGAGAGUCCAAUCUGUUCAAGUAACAUUUCAGGGUUUCGCUCUAAUUCCUAUUCCUCUUCACUCUCUCUGUGAACCUGCGUAACUUCUCUUUCCAGAAUGAAGCGUGCAAGAGACUCUAGCUCUUCUAGGGUUUCGCCAAGUCUUGAAGCAGGAAUCAUCAAGAAACUUCGGUUGGAGAAUUUCAUGUGCCAUUCGAAUCACGAAACUGAGUUCGGAAACCACGUUAAUGUCAUCACUGGACAGAAUGGAAGUGGUAAAAGUGCAAUACUUACAGCAUUGUGUGUUGCAUUUGGUUGCCGAGCUAAAGGGACUCAAAGAGCAUCUACUUUGAAGGAUUUCAUUAAAACUGGUUCUAGUAAUGCUGUCAUCCAUGUUGAAAUUCAAAAUGAAGGAGAGGAUGCUUUCAAGCCUGAAAUAUAUGGUGAUGUUAUCAUUGUAGAACGAAGGAUAUCUGAAUCCACAAGUUCUAUUACAUUGAAAGAUCACCAAGGAAAGAAAGUUUUCAGUCGGAAAGCAGAUCUUCAAGAAAUCAUUGAACAUUUCAACAUUGAUGUGGAGAAUCCAUGUGUGAUUAUGAGUCAAGACAAAAGUAGAGAAUUUUUGCAUUCUGGGAAUAACAAAGAUAAAUUUAAGUUCUUUUACAAGGCCACACUUCUUCAGCAAGUCAAUGAUCUUCUGGAAAGCAUUUCCGUUGAAAUAACUAAUGCACGUAGAAUAGUUGAAGAGUUAGAGACUGCAAUAAGACCUAUAGAGAAAGAGCUUAAUGAGCUGCAGAUUAAAAUUAAAACAAUGGAACAUGUUGAACAAAUUUCCAUACAGGUCCAGCAGUUAAAAAAAAAACUUGCAUGGUCAUGGGUUUAUGAUGUGGACAAGAAACUUGAGGAACAAAAUGUAAGGAUUGAAAAGCUGAAGAAUCGGGUUCCUACAUGCCAAGCUAAGAUUGAUAAACAACUGCAUCAGCUUGAAAAAUUAAGUGAAAGCUGCUCUAAGAAGAAAGCUGAAAUUGCAAGUAUGACGACAUCACAAGUUAAGCAAAUGAAGGAAAAUUUAAGCCACUCUAUGACUUUGGCAAGGAAAGAAGAAUUUGAACUUCAGCGUGACUGCAAAAUCAGAACUAGUAACAUACAGAAGAUGGUACAACAACUCAAAAGGCUUGAACUACAAAGGCAAGAUAUUCACGAACAACAUGUGAAAAAUACCCAGGCUGAAGAAUCUGACAUGGUGGAAAAACUGAAGGGGCUUCGAGAUGAAGUUCGUGCCGCUGAAUCAGAAUUGGAAAGAUUGAGAGAAGAAGAGGCUAUAUUAAUGAACAACAUAAAUAGGCAAAAUGACGAUAUCAGAAGGAUUGAUGAUAAGAUCCAAGAUCAUGAAAAGAAAUAUAGUAAUAUCAUGUCUAUUCUUCGUGGUCUUCAACAACAACAAAGCAACAAGAUCUCAGCUUUUGGAGGAAAUAAAGUGAUGAAUCUGUUACGUAUAAUUGAGAGAUGUCAUCACAAGUUUAGGAUGCCUCCCAUUGGUCCAAUUGGUGCCCAUCUGAAGUUGCUUAAUGGUAAUAAAUGGGCGGUUGCGGUUGAACAUGCCAUUGGGAAAUUGCUCAAUUCUUUUAUAGUGACUGAUCACAAGGACUUUCGUCUUCUGAAACAAUGUGCAAAGGAUGCAAACUAUGGUCAUCUUCAAAUUAUUAUUUAUGAUUUUUCAACCCCAAGGCUGAUGAUACCAGAGCACAUGCUUCCUAAUACAAACUGUCCAUCAACUCUUUCCAUCUUACAAUGCGAGAAUCACACUGUGCUUAAUGUCUUAGUGGAUCUGGGAAAAGUUGAGAGACAAGUGCUUGUUAACGACUAUGAUACUGGGAAAGAGGGAAAAGUUGAGAGACAAGUGCUUGUUAACGACUAUGAUACUGGGAAAGAGGUUGCCUUUGAACAAAGGAUUCCAAAUCUGAAGGAGGUCUUUACUGUUGAUGGAUGUAAAAUGUUUUCUCGAGGUUCGGUUCAGACAACUCUUCCUCCAAAUAGGAAGCUAUAUGGUCGUCUAAGUAGUUCUGUUGAAGAUGACAUUAAGAAACUUAGUAAUGAUGCAUCUAAUGAACAGAAUGCAGCAAAUGACUAUAAAAGGAAUAAAAGGGAGGCAGAGGUCAAGCUUGAGGAUCUUGACAGGAAGAAGAAUUCUAUAAAGAGGUUUUGUGCAAAUGCUGGAAGAAGUAUUUCUUCUAAGAAGCUAGCUUUGGAGGAGGCAAAGAAUCAACAAGCUGCUGAAAGUAGCUCUACACCUUUGUCCUCAGUUGAUGAGAUUGUUGAAGAAAUUUCAGAAAUAAACAAAAAUAUAAAAGAAGAGCAGGUAUUGUUAGAAGGCCUUGAGCAGAGGAGGCAUGAAGCAGUGGCAAAAGCAAAUGAUCUUAAAGUAAAAUUUGAUGAACUGUGUGAAUCAGCAAACACUGAGCUUGCUUUCCUUCAGAAGGCUGAGAGUGAACUAAUGGAUAUUGAAAGAGAAAUAGAUUCAACCAAAAAGGCAAAGGAUCAUUAUGAUAAUGUCAUGAAAAACAAGGUCCUACAUGAUAUUAAGGAGGCAGAGGAACACUAUCUGGAGCUUACAAAAAGGCGUGAGGAGAAUGUUGAAAAGGCUUCCAUAAUUUGCUGUCAGAAUGAACUUGCUUUGUUAGGAGGUUGUGAUAGCAAAACCCCAGAGGAAAUCAGUGCCCAAUUAGAUCGUCUAAAUCAUACACUUAGGCGUGAGAGCCAAAGGUACUCUGAAUCAAUUGAUGAUCUGAGGAUGCUAUAUGCGAAAAAAGAGCGAAAGAUUCUAAAGAAGCAGCAAGUUUACAAAGCCCUUCGGCAGAAACUGAAUGCUUGCCAGAAUGCUUUAGAGUUUCGAAGGAGAAAGUUUCAGACUAAUGCAACUAAUCUCAAGCAUCAGCUUUCUUGGAAAUUUAACGGCCAUUUGAAAAAGAAAGGGAUUAGUGGAGUUAUCAAAGUUGAUUAUGAGGAGAUGACCUUAUCGAUUGAGGUACAGAUGCCCCAAGAUGCAUCAAACAGAGCUGUUCGAGACACAAGGGGGCUUUCAGGUGGGGAGCGCUCUUUUUCAACUUUGUGCUUUGCAUUAGCCCUUCACGAAAUGACUGAGGCCCCAUUUAGAGCAAUGGAUGAAUUUGAUGUCUUUAUGGACGCAGUAAGUCGAAAAAUCAGCCUGGACACUCUGAUUGAAUUUGCUGAGGCACAAGGAUCCCAAUGGAUAUUGAUCACCCCACAUGAUACCGGCUUGGUGAAGGCAGGGAACAGGGUAAAGAAGAUGCAAAUGGCAGCUCCCCGUUCUUGAUCACCUGUGAUUAUCUUUAUGAAAAUCUCUUUUGAUUUAUCUGUAUCAUUUUUGCGUUUCAUCAUGUUUCAUAUCUAAUUAUAUAUACUUCUAUGAUUUUAUAUUUUAUUUUUAAUGUGUUGUGUUGGUUAGAGCUUGUUGGAGAUGGCAUACCUUUUAAAUCUGAUUCUUUGUUAAUGUAAAUAGUUAAAAUUAUUUCCAUGUUUCGCUUUUUCCAUA